CAAGAAUCAAGAUUCAAGAUGGAGGUGUCAUUUUUUCAUCUGGAUUGAUUCGUGACUCAUCAUUCACGUAGCAACCCCUUGAAAGCCACCGAAAUUGAUGACCGAAAUUUUGUAACCUUAUUUUUCUAUGGUAGAAAUGAAUUUCUUUUGAAAAAUUAAUACAGUAAUCGAUGUUAAAAUCUGUUUUCGUACCGUACUACUUACAAGUUGCAAUCAACGUCAUCGAAUGCAUCGUCUUCCAUCGGUAAAGGACGAAGACAAUAUAUCUUGGAAUAAUCAGUCAACACACAAACCUGCCUGAUAGCACAAGAAUUCAAAAGUAGCGAUCGGUGUUUUACCUCAACGGGAGAAGAGAAGAUACACUUUUGCCAUGGGGAAACCAAAAAAUAUACAGUAUGGGCAACAGCACAGGACAGUUGGGGAGGAGGUCACCAGGGUGGUGUACGUUCGAAAAAAAGAUGCAAGACAAGCAAAAGGCAUUCUAAAGGAUGGUGGUUUUCUGGACGACAGAUUUCGGAUGCUCCCCGCGACAGCUUCGGCGAUAGAAAAUAUGAAUGCGAAUGGCGAUGCUGAUUUCGAUCCGGCCACCGAUACCAUCUCUGCCCUGGUUGCGAUUCCUGUAUGCGGAGAAUUCAGCGAGGAAGGAAACUGUUUUGACGGAAUCGUUGGUAGUAUGACUGCUAGUGAUGAUAAAGACAAUAGCGAAUGCACCGAUGGUUCGAGAUCUGCAUCACACUUCUCCUCUAUUCUUGUUGGAGUUGGAUAUCAAACAUGCCCGUAUAGUACCAAAAUGCUUGGAAAUUCUCGAGCUAAUCGCCAAAAACUCAGGAAUAGCAAUAUCAACAGCACGGCUGUUUCUUGUACAACUGGAAUUAUGGAGAGCCUAUGCCUCUCUCGAUCGGUGAUUUUAGAAGACGUCUCGGAGAAUUGUGAUCAGAACGGAAAUAUUAGUAGCAACAGUAUCUUCGAUCGAGUGUUGCAACUCGAUUCGACCGUUUGCCCUGGAAGCCGACGUCGUCCAUUACUAGAAGUUUUUGGUGACGACCGUACGGUUGUGGUUCCACCGGAUGCGUUCGAGGGGGAAGAGUUUCGUUCGAUUCUCCGUGAUGUUCAGCGACUACGAGUGCAACAGCGAAAGGCAAAACAAUCUCCAAGUAGCAACGGUAUCGGCGAUGAAAAUGACAAUGAGAAUUCGAACAGACAAGAGAACGGUCAAAGUGAUGAUAUUGUGAACCUCUACGUCGAUUUCUGGCGCCGUCUUGCUUUGGCACACAACAGCCCUCGCGUUGUGCGGAGGGGUGGUAUCGAUCCAAACAGCCAAAUUCGAGAAAGCGGCCAUCGCAUUCUCUGGCCCCGCCCCUCUAAAUCAAUCGAUAGUUGCAACAAUGAAAAUAAUACGAUGGAUGGGUUGCAAUCCAGGUCGUGGAUAAGAGUCACCGAGCAGGGAAUAAAGCAAUCUUUUGAUUUGACGAAAGUCAUGUUUAGCCGGGGGAAUAUUUCUGAGAAAAUACGGUUUGGAAAACAUUUGGUUCGAGAAGGAGAUAUUGUCUUGGACUUGUACGCUGGUAUUGGCUACUACACUCUACCCGCCGUCAUCCACGGCAAGGCGUCGAAAGUCUACGCGUGCGAGUGGAACAGGAAUGCCGUCGAGGCUCUACGGUUCAAUGUACGGGACAACAAAAUCGAGGACAAGAUUGAGAUCUUCGUAGGGGACUGCCGAGAAUCGGUCAAAACACAUGGAAUUGUUGGUUUAGUAGAUCGGGUCAGCCUCGGAUUGCUCCCAAGCAGCGAGGGUGGAUGGAGAGCUGCCAUCCGAGCACUCAAGGUACCUUCUGGUGGCUGGUUGCACGUUCAUGCUAACGUACCCGCCUCGGAGAUGGCAUCUUGGACCCUCUGGCUCUGCCACCGCUUGGAGAUUUUAGUGCAAGAAGAACAUCGACCAGAUGACUGGUGGAUCCUCUGUAAUCAUGUCGAACGCGUCAAAAGCUUUGCUCCCACAGUCUUUCAUUACGUUGCAGAUGUCUUUGUGGGCAGUCUCUCCUCCGAGGCAGCUAUUCCGAUUGGAGAAACAUUUGUGCAACAAAGAAACCAAGUAGAAAUGGCCGAGAACAACACUUGUAGGGCUUGGAUGCGAAAGUCGUCCGACCUGACUUGGAUUCCAGCGUCGAAAGAAAUCGUUGUUGAACCAUCUUGUGCUCUCUCCCCAGAUGGUGUGCUUUCCCAGGACUGGAUGAGAUGAGAGAGAUCCUCUCAUAGACGAAAUAGUGAAUGUUGAUGCUAACCUAACGAAUAAGCGAAUUAGAUAGAA
Pseudo-nitzschia multistriata is the source of this 2308-nucleotide messenger RNA. Lineage: Eukaryota; Bacillariophyta; Bacillariophyceae; Bacillariales; Bacillariaceae. The record is from the annotation of a GenBank genome assembly.